Aaosphaeria arxii CBS 175.79 is the source of this 610-nucleotide messenger RNA. RefSeq lists its product as uncharacterized. The coding region runs from base 41 to 598 and encodes 185 amino acids. The record is from RefSeq and is a predicted model, not a curated record. Lineage: Eukaryota; Fungi; Ascomycota; Dothideomycetes; Pleosporales. The transcript has a single exon.
GUUCGCCAUCUGUCACCACCUCCUUGACAUGCUAUAUACCAUGCCAUGUCAUGCCUCGUUACUCCAAACAAACGCCUCCGAUCGACGACCCAGUGCAGAGGCGUACCCUUGUGUUCCCUUGCCCAGACUUAUCGAUCAAACCCCUCUCCUCUCUUCUCCUCUUCUUACAAUUCUCUUGAUCCCAGUGGUUCAUGGUCCAGCAAACUUCAUCCGACAAUCCUUGCAUACACCACGCUUUUCCUAUUCCUGUACCACCUACCGCACUCUAUUCUACCCUACCCGACCUCAUCCAUACAGGCCAGGCCAUCUCUACAUAUCCAGACACAUAGACACGCACACAUCCACAAUGCACAUAACGUCCACAUCUCUCUACGCCCACCAUACACGACAUGUCUACUCCGUACAGGUACAGCCUACAGCCUACUGUAUACAGGUCAAGUUACGCGCUGCAUGCGCUCGCCAUCCAUCACUUUUUCCUCUUCCCCGCUGCACCUCAGUAUCAACCCCCCCGGAAUUCGCCAGACCCCUUCGUGUGGCGACAUACAUGAUACAUGCGUUCAAACAGACUGAUAGGCACACAAUGUAUACACAGAGGUAAUUACCGUACAUA